Messenger RNA from Glycine soja, 306 nucleotides. Its product is annotated as NADPH-dependent oxidoreductase 2-alkenal reductase-like. Gene Ontology annotation, molecular function: 2-alkenal reductase [NAD(P)H] activity. The record is from RefSeq and is a predicted model, not a curated record. The transcript has a single exon. Bases 1 to 306 code for a protein of 101 amino acids. NCBI's taxonomy places the organism in Eukaryota, Viridiplantae, Streptophyta, Magnoliopsida, Fabales, Fabaceae.
AUGAGAGUCCAUGGGCGCAUACCUGUCUGUGGCAUGAUAUCACAGUACAAUCUUACUCAAUUAGAUGGUGUAACAAAUUUGGCAAAUCUCAUAUUUAAGCGGGUUAAAAUGGAAGGUCUCCUUGUAAAUGAUUUCUAUCAUUUGUAUCCUAAGUUCUUGGAUUUUGUCCUGCCUCAUAUUAGAGAAGGGAAAGUUCUAUAUGUGGAAGACAUAGCUGAGGGCCUUGAGAAUGGCCCUGCAGCCUUGGUUGGUCUCUUUAGCGGCCGCAAUGUUGGUAAACAAGUGCUUGUUGUUGCUCGGGAAUGA